GGGUCGCAAGGUGGUCUUCUAGUAAUCUCUCUUGCGGCAAUAUCAAAAAAAGAAAGAAAAAAUCUUGAGCUUUAGGGGAGGAUAUCUCUCGCUUAAAAAAAAUCAGAUUUUUGGAGGGAUAUUUGUUCUCUAGCCAAUCCUUGGAAUUAGCCGGAAAACAUGGCAGGUCGCCACUUCUUAAUAUGGCUUAUCUCCAUUGGCUUCUAUUGUUCCAUGGUGGAAGGCCUUGGAGUGAACUGGGGGACGUUGGCCACGCACCCACUGCCGCCGAAUAUCGUGGUCCAGCUCCUGAAGGACAACGGGAUCAAUAAGGUCAAGCUGUUCGAUGCCGAUGCCAAAAUGAUGAGCGCACUGGCCGGGAGUGGGAUAGAGGUGAUGGUCGCCAUUCCCAACAAUCAGCUCGCCGCCAUGAACGAUUACACCACCGCCAAGGAGUGGGUCAGAAAGAAUGUCACUCGGUACCAUUUCGAUGGAGGUGUAAACAUUACAUAUGUAGCAGUUGGAAAUGAGCCGUUCCUGAAAUCUUACAACGAUUCGUUCUCGAAUGUGACUUUUCCUGCACUGCAGAACAUCCAAAAUGCGCUCAAUGAGGCAGGGGUUGGUGACAGUGUAAAGGCCACCGUUCCACUCAAUGCCGAUGUUUAUGAAUCCCCUGCAGGCAAUGCAGUUCCAUCGGCAGGAAGAUUCCGAUCAGAUAUCAAUGAUGUCAUGACUCAGAUUGUCCAGUUCUUCAACCAGAAUGGCGCUCCCUUCACCGUUAACAUAUAUCCUUUCCUAAGUCUGUAUGGCAACGACAACUUCCCUUUGGACUUCGCUUUCUUCGAUGGAGCGAGCCCGCCCGUUGUUGAUAAUGGGAUUGAAUACACCAAUGUGUUCGAUGCCAACUUCGAUACUCUGGUCUCUGCUCUGAAUGCAGUUGGACUGGGUAAUCUGCCGAUCAUUGUUGGAGAGGUUGGAUGGCCAACCGACGGUGACAAAAGUGCCGAAGCAUCCUAUGCCCAGAGGUUCUACAAUGGCCUUCUGAAGCGUCUGGCAGCAGGCCAAGGAACACCUCUCCGCCCCAACCAGUACUUGGAAGUAUAUUUGUUUGGCUUGCUCGAUGAAGACGCCAAAAGUGUAGCUCCAGGAAACUUCGAACGCCAUUGGGGGAUCUUCAGGUAUGAUGGGCAGCCCAAGUUCCCUGUCGAUCUUUCUGGCCAGGGACAGAAUAAGAUGCUUGCGGCAGCGAAGAACGUGGAGUAUUUGCCUCAGAAGUGGUGUGUUUUCAAUCCAGAUGCCAAAGACCUAAGCAAGCUAGCAGACAACGUCAACUUUGCUUGCACUUUCUCUGAUUGCACUUCACUUGGCUCUGGGUCUACGUGCAGCAACUUGGAUGCCAAUGGCGGUGCCUCCUAUGCCUUCAACAUGUACUAUCAAGUUCAGAACCAAGACGACACGAGCUGUUUUUUCCAAGGUCUCGCUAUGGAGACAGCACAGGACCCCUCAACAGCAGAUUGCAAGUUCACUGUGCAGAUCAAAACAUCUGCUUCAGCAUCCUCUUUUCCACCAUUGCUUAUGGCGUUUGUUUCGUUGCCCCUUGCAUUCUUCUUGCUUUAGUUCAUGGAAUUAAUUUCAAAGGGAUGGAAUUCCUUAUUUAUCAUUUUGGUUUCAAACUCUUGGGAUGUAUAUGAUCUCGUUUCCUGUUUCUGGACUGCUGCUGUACAUUAAAUGUUGACUUCGA
This is a messenger RNA of Phoenix dactylifera (date palm), 1720 nucleotides long. Its product is annotated as glucan endo-1,3-beta-glucosidase 8-like. Lineage: Eukaryota; Viridiplantae; Streptophyta; Magnoliopsida; Arecales; Arecaceae. Gene Ontology annotation, biological process: carbohydrate metabolic process. The record is from RefSeq and is a predicted model, not a curated record. Gene Ontology annotation, molecular function: hydrolase activity, hydrolyzing O-glycosyl compounds.